Messenger RNA from Pangasianodon hypophthalmus (striped catfish), 3037 nucleotides. RefSeq names its product solute carrier family 25 member 29 (gene slc25a29). The record is from RefSeq and is a predicted model, not a curated record. The coding region runs from base 701 to 1639 and encodes 312 amino acids. Gene Ontology annotation, biological process: mitochondrial L-ornithine transmembrane transport. Gene Ontology annotation, molecular function: high-affinity L-arginine transmembrane transporter activity. Gene Ontology annotation, cellular component: mitochondrion. Lineage: Eukaryota; Metazoa; Chordata; Actinopteri; Siluriformes; Pangasiidae. The transcript is spliced from 5 exons.
CACACCUCCCGCUCUGACAGCUAGGUUGAAACCCAAGUAGACGCUCCGGCAGGCAGGGAGGCUGAGGUGGAUUUUUCCACUACAACACACGAGUCAGUCAGCCAUUCAGUUGUUUGAGGUGUUGCAGCUUUGUUACCGUUCGUCAUUUUAUCGUACAUACUUCUGGGGAAAAUCUAAAUUUAGACUCGGAGGAUUGAGAGAGGAAUCUACAUAGCUAGAUAGAUACUUAGCGAGCUAACCUCCGGCUAGUUUCUGCCCACUGUAAUUAACUGUUAGCUGGUACAUUCAUUUUUAAAAAAGAAUUUGAAAUUGAAGACGUUCAGGCUGCCAACGUGUGAAGACUGUUUUGGGAACAAUGAUGGACUUCGUUGCUGGCUGCAUGGGAGGGCAGGAUGGCUUUGGAUGAUGGACAAUGAUUAAUGCCCAAAUUGUUUGUGACUGGAGCAUCUUUGGAAAGCAUGUACAGAGCCUUGCCCUAACUUCAGCGUAAUGCCAAUAGCGAUGCGUAAAGUUCGCAGGCUAUGGAAAUACUGCUGAUUAAUAAUUAUCCUUCCUCUGACGCUGCAUGGUCACAGCAGGGAGUGAAGUGAACAGCUGACAUGUCUAUGGAGCCCCCUAAGAAGAAAAGGUAAGCUCCUUCGCUGUGUUGUUGCGGCAGGAACAGGAAUGGGCAGAAGGCUCUGCUGCUCAACCCCCAGGAAUGGGAAGUGUGAGCGCUUUAACAGUGUUGGAAGAAUUUGGAGGUGCCGCUGGGGUUCUAGUAGGACAUCCUUUUGACACUGUAAAGGUCAGGCUUCAAGUCCAAAAUGUGCACAAGCCUCUGUACAGGGGAACCUUUCACUGUUUCCAGUCCAUCAUACGGCAGGAAUCAAUUUUUGGUCUGUACAAAGGCAUUGGUUCUCCUAUGAUGGGCCUGACUUUUAUCAACGCCAUUGUCUUCGGUGUUCAAGGCAACACCAUGCGUCUGCUGGGACAAGACACUCCCACAAACCAAUUCCUAGCAGGAGCAGCUGCGGGAGCCAUCCAGUGUGUUAUUUGUUGUCCGAUGGAACUGGCCAAGACACGCAUGCAGAUGCAAGGUACUGGUGAAAAGAAGAAGUCCACUCGCAAGGUGUACAAAAAUUCGUUGGACUGCCUGGCCCGGAUAUACCAGCGUGAGGGUGUGCGGGGCGUCAACAGGGGCAUGGUGACCACCCUCAUCCGCGAGACGCCUGCCUUCGGAGUGUACUUCCUGGUCUACGAUGUGCUAACACGCUCACUAGGCUGUGAGCCUGAUGACUCGUACAUGAUCCCUAAACUGAUGUUUGCUGGUGGUAUGUCAGGCAUUGCCUCGUGGCUUUCUACAUAUCCUGCGGAUGUGAUUAAGUCUCGGCUACAGGCAGAUGGUGUUGGAGGCAAGUUCCAGUAUAGUGGCAUCAUGGAUUGCACACGCAAGAGCUUAGAGCAAGAGGGAUGGCGUGUGUUUACGAGAGGCCUCACAUCCACUCUUCUCCGUGCUUUUCCAGUCAACGCAGCUACUUUUGCAACCGUAACACUCUUCCUCAUGUACGUACGGCGAGAGGAAGCGCCCAAAGAUUGCGAAGCCGACUCGCAGCACCAUGCUGCAUUACAACAGCAAGCACAGCCUACCAGCUUGUAAUGGCCUCCGUUUUCAGUGUGUAUGCCAUGGCUGAUCAUACACACUGAAAACGGAGCCCUCUGUUGGUAGAUUAUCCCACCCAGUCUGGAAACCUGUAGAAAUAAUUAAUGCAGCAUGAAACUGCAUUUGCAUAUAUAUAUUUUUUUAUUUUACGGUGUGAAGUAGAACGGUUCUUAACAAAGGGAUUUUGAUUGUAUGUACCUAUAAAAAUAUUUUUCUUCCAUUUAUGAAUACCAGUCGGUAGGAAUCUGACUUUUAAUACUACUGUCUAGAACCAGUCUUUUUUACACUGCAUAAGUAUGAGUACUGCUGCUGAUGCUGAUAUUGCACAAAGCAACAAAGAGAGCAGCUGCUGUAGUUAAAGAAAUCCACCACAUCCUGUUACUGAAUUACCACAAAUGGUAAAAUGUAAAAACUACUUCUUGAGGUAAAGUAGUUCCUAAACAAAUGUGAAAUACAGAUGGAAAAAUGCACUUUAGGGUACAUCCUUGCUUAAAUCUAACAGAAAAAAAAGUUUUUUAAGUGACUGUUGAACAUAGGCUAGAAAAAGCAAUGUCUCUCCUUUCCAUAGUGUAAAACUGCUAAUAAAUUUAGUCACUUCUUCAAAGCAACAUUCUAUGUACUGUACUUACUCUAGUACUCAUGCUGUUUUAUAAGCAUUGAUACUGAUAAUUACAAAAUAAUGUUUAGAUUUAUUUAGAAAUGUCUACCUGUGCUGGUUUCCUAGAAUUCAGGUAGCUCAUCUUAUACUUAAUUAUUAAAAUUGUAGAAAAGUAGAAACUCACCAUUAGUCUAGUUCUGUGAUUUCAUUCAUAUGAAAGAGAAGGAUUUCUUAAGAAUUUGUAAAAUUAAGAAUCCAUAUCUUUUCCAUGCAACAAAUUGCACAAACUGUCUUGACCAUUCAAAAGGGAUGCAUUUUUUUCUUUGUGUAGUCUGUCUUAUUUGUACUUGAGACCUCUGAUCUCUUUAGAUAGCUAUGGUCACUGUGGUAACAGCACGUUUUUUUUUUCAGUCAAUACAACAGUAUGAUGCUCUGUGUUAGAAAAAAAUUUUGUUUCUGGUCUAAUUGAAGCAUGUUGUUUGCCUCAGUAAUACUGUACAAAAUGAUUUUAUUUCUCACAUUGUGUGUACAUUACAAAGCCUAUCCAAAGCUGUUGGAACUGUUUGCGUGAGUCAGUGGGAUUUGUAAGAUUAGAGAUUGUUAGAGGCAAACAUGGACUUCUAUUGACAUUGUUUGUACUUGUAUUUAAACCCAAUUAUGGCAGUUAGUGUAACCCACACUAUGAUUGGUUAUUAACAAAGUCUACUGUUAAGUGUAAACUCAUUCAUUAGGUCAUUACUUGUUUGCUGUACUUCAUGUACAAAUGAUGUAUUCCAUUAAAACUUGAGCUUUAAAAA